Ustilaginoidea virens is the source of this 810-nucleotide messenger RNA. RefSeq lists its product as uncharacterized. Lineage: Eukaryota; Fungi; Ascomycota; Sordariomycetes; Hypocreales; Clavicipitaceae. The transcript has 2 exons. Gene Ontology annotation, cellular component: cytoplasm; nucleus. The record is from RefSeq and is a predicted model, not a curated record. Bases 1 to 810 code for a protein of 269 amino acids.
AUGUCCAACGCCGUCCCGUCGCCGCCGCCGCCGGCAUCACAACCACCCGAGCAGAACGCCAGGAUGAGGACCGUAAAGAUCCUCAUGCUACACGGUUACACCCAGUCUGGCCCCCUCUUCCAAGCCAAAACUCGCGCGCUGGAGAAGGUCCUCGCCAAAGCCCUCUCGCCCGUCUCUCUCGCGCCCAGCCUCAUCUACCCCACUGGCCCUGUUCGCCUGCUGCCUCACGACAUUCCAGGCUAUUCACCCCCCAGUGACCCCGAGUCGCAAGACUACCAGCCAGACGCGUGGGCGUGGUGGCGCAAGGACGACGGCUCGGGCGAGUACCUCUACCUGGAGCAAGGCAUGGCCACUGUUGCGGACGCGAUCCGCCAGGCAGGGGGCAUCGACGGCGUAUGCGGGUUCAGCCAAGGCGGCGCGGCGGCAAGUCUGGUCACGGCGGCGCUGGAGCCAGACAGGCCUGUUCCCGAUGGAAAGGCGGGAGAAUGGGUGCGCAGGCUGAGGCAGGCGAAUGGGGGGCUCCCAGCCAAGUUUGUCGCCGUGUAUUCCGGGUUUCGGCCUGUCCCGGCUUCGCUGCAGUUCUUGUAUGAGCCCAAGAUUAAAACGCCCACGUUGCAUUUUCUGGGAAGCUUGGAUACAAUCGUUGACGAGAGCAGAAGCCGGGAACUUGUUGAUCGGUGUGACAAUGUGACGGUUGUUUCCUUCCCGGGGGGGCAUCAUGUUCCCAUCUCCAAGGACAUGGUGAUGCCGUUAGCGGGCUUGGUCAAGGUAUAUGGUGCUGGGGAUCCGGUACUCGAGUUUGAGCUGUGA